AUGUCGUCUCGUCAUCUUGCACACACAGCCGCGGACUUAAGGUGGAGCGAGUACAGAGCCAGCAUCGAUAAGUUCGAUAAAUGGACACCGAAUCCUAAACAGUCAGAUUUUUGCAUAGCUUCGCUUGGCGAUAUUGAGGAUAAAGUAAACUAUUAUCACAAGUGCAAAGUUGAUGGCGUUUGUCGUGAUAUGCUAAUCAAUGGCAGCGACUUUGGUUACGCGCUUCUUCAUAGAUUACUGUUUCUGCAGAGUGCUCGAUAUGGGCGCGGUUGCAGCAUAUUCUCUCCGCCACAAGACGACGACUUAAGAAACAAAUUCUGCUCCAUAGCAUACGGCGAAGCUGAGCUUAUAGCUCAACACGGCUUUAAUAUUGCAGAUCUGCUAUUUGAACAAGUUAGUCUCUGCGCAUUAGACGGUCACGUGGAGUUCCUUCGACGUUCGUGGCUGUCAAAGCUUCUUGAACACCAAUCCACAUUAGGCUGUUUUGGUUAUCGCCCUCAACAAACUCUAUAUGUGGAAACAAAGAAAGCGCAAACUUGGCGAAUAUCUAAGCAAAAUCAUCAAUUACUCGGAGGACACUGUAACGGUCAUUUCACAUCGGUUGCAGCCGCAACUUUGGCAGCCGCUGUUAGGUUCAUACUGGAGAAUUAUUAA
Molecule: messenger RNA, 654 nt
Organism: Bombyx mandarina (wild silkworm)
Lineage: Eukaryota; Metazoa; Arthropoda; Insecta; Lepidoptera; Bombycidae
Cellular component (GO): cytosol; membrane
Source: RefSeq, a predicted model, not a curated record